Rodentolepis nana is the source of this 1518-nucleotide messenger RNA. NCBI's taxonomy places the organism in Eukaryota, Metazoa, Platyhelminthes, Cestoda, Cyclophyllidea, Hymenolepididae. The record is from the annotation of a GenBank genome assembly.
AUGAAUAUACCAAUCGACACAACUUUUGGUAAAGGUGGAAGUCUAAAUUUCUCCUCUGCAGCAUCCACUCAAGACCCACCAAUAUGUUCUAACGGUUUGGUAGACGUUCUGACCCGAUAUAAUGGCAGCGACCUGCUUAUGUACUCACGAUUUAUGCCUCCGGUAAAUGAUGUUGUUGAGAAAGUGAGUUAUCCCUUAUGGUGCACACUCGGUUUACCAGGAAGCAUUCUCAGCAUUUAUAUCUGGUCUAAAAAGAACAUGCUAAAACAGGGGAGUGUUGCUGCAGCUGUCUAUCAAGCAGGUCUCGGCUGGGUUGAUCUCUGUUUUUUCCUUGUUCAGAUUAUGUGGUACCUACAUACACCGUGGAAACUCCAAACUCUCGACCACAGUGUGGUAUGCGAAGGCUUUGCGAUUGCCAACUAUCUGCUUCAAUAUGCUAGUCCAAUGCUUACCCUAGUCUUUACUGUGGAACGAUAUAUAGCUAUCUGUUUUCCAUUCCGUGCCGGUGCUCGAAAUUUUGGAAAUAGCUGUAAGAGUGCUGUUCAUGUUGUUCUUGCAACAAUCUUAUUUUGUGCUCUUCUGGCUAGUGUUCAGGGUGUAUUUUUUACUAUAAAUGAUGGACAUUGUGGUUUACGGGAGGAUUUUGAAAAAGUGGGUGAGCCAGAAUGGCUAUUUUACACCGGAUGGACCUUGGUUACAGAACUACUUAUGUUCGGACUAGUUCCAAUCAUCUGUCUUAUCCUUAACAUUCUCGUAAUUAGAGCCUUGCACAGGCUUUCUCGCGAAGACCCAAGUGGAUCUAAAAGAGAUCGUCUACUUCCCCAUUCACCCACAUCAAAUAGCUGCACCCGAUUUUCAACCACCAGUUCUGUCUUCUUACCCCAACUCGAAGCCUCUAUCAAAGAACAUCAGAUUAAACAAUCCAGCACAUUGACCCUUCUUUGUGUUUCUUUUUACUUAAUCAUUGCCCAUUUCUCGGUUGCUGUCAUGGUUGUACUCUACUGUCUCUUACCAAUGGGAGAUCUUUGUAUGACUGACGAGCAAAUUGCUAAGGACCCUCAGUGGCGACGACAUUUUCGGUUUGUGACAGUGCGCUCGCUGAUUGAUUGCUUUGGGACUUCGCACUAUGCAGCUAAAUUCUACAUCUACUUGGCCACUAGUGCUGUUUUUCGGGAGCAGUGUGCACAGAUAUUCUGCUGUUGCAGACGGCAGCAACGCACACAUUCCUUGGAACCGAAUUCUUAUCAUGAUCAUACCACGGUCAGUCUCAUUAAUGGAGGAUCUAACCUUGCCAAUCACGCGGCACAUUCACUAGCAGGGUCGACUAAUAAUCGUUCAGGAACCUCUACUGCUUCUGCUCUUAUGCCUCCAAGACGAAUCAGUGUUUCCAGUAUAGGAUCCCGAGUUUUUGGAAAUGGAGCUUCCGGACGAAGAACACCCAGAACCCGACCACCAAGUGGACUAUCCCGAACAGUUCUUACUGAAUCUGGCGAGCGUGUUCAACUUAAAACUUCCUAG